Messenger RNA from Rotaria socialis, 495 nucleotides. The record is from the annotation of a GenBank genome assembly. NCBI's taxonomy places the organism in Eukaryota, Metazoa, Rotifera, Eurotatoria, Philodinida, Philodinidae.
AUGAUAUCGCAAGUUAGCAUUUGGGACGAAAAUAAAAUUUCACCAGAAAAGAACACUUGUAUAAAAACAAAUGAGUGGCAUAUCGAUAGAAAAGGAGCAUCGUACAAAAGUCUAUACUCUGGACGCACAACCUUUCUAUCGAUGGCCCUUGUUGGAGCACUGUUGGCAGGGAUCGGUCUGGCGGUAGUGUUGACACUUUAUUUGCAAACGCCAUCUAAUCAAAGUAAAUAUAGUGUUUCACAUCAUCAUUGGCAUCGACAACAUUAUCAAUAUCAUCAACGUCAACAACGUCGACAACAUCAUCAACGGCAACAACGGCAACAACGGCAACAACAUCGACGACAUCGACGACUACUACUACCGAUGUCAACUGUCAUACAUGCUCUGCGUCAAGCUACAGUGGAUCCUGUAACUCUUGUACCACUACGAGCAAUGGUUGUGUCAUCACUUGCCUCUGCAAUCCGCAAUCGGGGUCAGCCAUCAACACAUCAAUAA